Messenger RNA from Neospora caninum, 909 nucleotides. Its product is annotated as putative integral membrane protein. Gene Ontology annotation, cellular component: membrane. The record is from RefSeq and is a predicted model, not a curated record. The coding region runs from base 1 to 909 and encodes 302 amino acids. Gene Ontology annotation, biological process: intracellular manganese ion homeostasis. Gene Ontology annotation, molecular function: manganese ion transmembrane transporter activity; iron ion transmembrane transporter activity. NCBI's taxonomy places the organism in Eukaryota, Apicomplexa, Conoidasida, Eucoccidiorida, Sarcocystidae. The transcript has 7 exons.
AUGCCAGCAGGCGGGGCGGGACACGCCGGAGGGAACAUUGUUCCCGAUGGCCGAACACUGGUGAACUGCAGAGACCUCAACAAGGCACGCGAUGCAUACCAACUGAGAGACAUCGAAGCAACGCGGGCAGCCCAUAGCCUCGAUCUUUACCGAGAACUGGCGGGCGAUCACAAAGAGAGUCACACGAACACCUCGUCGGAUUACGUGAAGGCGGUCGUCUUUGGAGGCCUCGACGGCAUUGUCACCAUCUUCGCGAUUGUUGCCGGAUGCGUUGGAGCGGAUCUGAGCUGCUCUCAGGUCCUCAUGGUCGGUCUUGGGAAUCUCCUGGCGGAUGCCAUCUCCAUGGGCUUCGGGGAGUACGUCAGUGCCGCAGCCGAGAAGGAUUUCGUGGAAGCGGAGAAGCAGAGAGAAGAAUGGGAAGUUGAGAACUGCCCCGAGGAGGAGAAGAGAGAGAUGGUGGAAAUCUAUACAGAGAAGUAUGGCUUCUCAAGGGCGGACGCGCAGUCAAUGGUUGAUAUAACUUUUAAAUAUAAAAAGUUCUUCGUGCAGCAUAUGAUGGUCGAGGAGCUUGGCCUUAUGUACGGAUUUGAUGAGCCCACCCCAAUUAAGAGAGGCUUGGUCAUGUUCACCGCCUUCUGCUUUUUUGGGCUUCUUCCCCUGGCGGGCUUCAUUGGCUGGGUUGCCGCUUUCGGACUGGGAGCUGAGGCAGAUAUGGCCUUUCUCAUGGCCUGCGUGGUGUCCAUCUUGACUCUAUUCGUCCUUGGAUUUUCAAAGGGGAAGUUCGUGGGACAGAAUCCAACUAAAUCCGCCUGUCUGAUGGCGCUGAAUGGAAGUUGCGCCGGCACAGUGGCUUACGGCGUCGGCAGUUUGCUGCAGCUUGCGGUCGGCGCAAACAUGUCUUCCGGUUAG